CACGCUUAAGCCUCCAUUGAGGCGCGCCACUCUUUCUCUCUGCACUCUUUAUUUAUUUAUUUAUUUAUUUUUAUAUAUAUAUAUAUUCUUUCUCAUUCACUUUUUCAUCUCUCUUCAAAUUUCAAAAUAGAUAUUCUCUCAGAUCUGUUUCUUCAUCUUCCUCUUUCAAAUUAUAUCUUGAAUGGAAUCUCUUCCUGAUGCCAUAGUUCAGUACAUUUUGUCACACUUGAACAAUGCUAGGGAUGUUGCAGUUUGUAGUUGUGUAUCCAAGAGAUGGAAGGAGUCAUUGCCUUACCUUAAGAGUCUCUACUUUCCUCGUAACUCAUUUGAUGGUUACACCGGCAGUGAUAGCCCGGACAUUGUUAUCUGGAAAAUGCUUUCGUCAAUCACAUGUUUAGAGGAGCUUGUUGUUUACAGUCCAUUCACCAGUUCAGGCCUUGCUUCAUGGCUAUUGCUGGUGCAUUCAUCGCUCAAGCAUCUUGAGCUCAGAAUGGAUAAUAUUACUGAUUAUAAGGCUUGUGUUGAUAGUCCAUCCAAAUUGGACUGCGUUAGUGCAGCUAAGAAUUUGGAGUCUUUGAAGCUUUGGGGUGUGCUAAUGGCUAAUUCACCCAAGUGGGAUGUGUUUAAAAACCUAAAAAGCCUUGAAAUUGUCGGAGCAAGAUUGGAGGAUUCUGCAUUAUCUGCUGCACUAAGGGCAUGCCCUAAGUUGACUAACUUAGUUCUGCUUGGUUGUGAAGGGGUUAGAUCAGUUUCAGUUGAGUUGCCAUAUUUAGAGCAGUGUAAGCUGGACUUCUAUGGCUUGGGCAACUGUUCCCUUUCUCUCACUUGUCCAAAAAUCGAACUCCUUGAGGUUCAAGGUUGUAGUUGGCUUCGAGUUCGCGAGACUACAUGCCUAAGGAAGCUUUUGAUUGCAAACAAUUCAGGUAGAGUAUACAUGGUAGACUUUGGGAAGCUUUCAGCCCUUGAAUCCUUAUCAAUGAGGGGGGUCCAAUGGUGUUGGGAUGCAAUAAGCAAAAUGCUAGAGUGGUCUAGUGAGGUGAAGCAUCUCUAUAUGAAGGUUGAAUUCACUGGAGAUUUGGAGUCCCUUUUACCCUUUCCAGAAGUUGAUUUCGUUGAGUUUUUUAAUAGCCAUCCCAAGCUGCAAAAGUUUGAUAUUCAUGGGGCCAUGUUUGCUGCUCUUUGCCAGAAAAACAGCCUGAAAAAUGUAGAACCAGGGUUUGUGAUUCCAUGCCUAGAGGAAGUUGUGGUUCAAGUAAGAUCACCAUUAAACGCUGAACAGAAAAUGAGCACUUUGGAGUCCCUUUUGAAGUAUGGGAAGAACUUGAAGACGAUGGUAAUAAGGAUUCUUCAAAUGAAGAGCAACCAUAGUAGCUCAGACGAUUUCUUUGAUGAGAUAUGCAGGCUUAGGUUUAUGAACCGCAAAAUAGUUCGAAUAGAAUAAAGCUAACAAGGGGCACCACCUCUAUGAUUCCUUUUUUUUUUCUGCUUUGGAACUUAAAAGAGUUUUGACUGCUGAUUGCUUCAUGAUGAUUCUCAUGAAGAUACUUACCAAGUUUCUUAUUUAAUCUCGAAUGUUAUGCAUUUUGACCUCUUUAUCAAUCAACUGAAUUAACCUACAA
Gossypium arboreum is the source of this 1619-nucleotide messenger RNA. Its product is annotated as F-box protein At1g10780-like. The coding region runs from base 182 to 1441 and encodes 419 amino acids. NCBI's taxonomy places the organism in Eukaryota, Viridiplantae, Streptophyta, Magnoliopsida, Malvales, Malvaceae. Gene Ontology annotation, molecular function: protein binding. The record is from RefSeq and is a predicted model, not a curated record. The transcript has 4 exons.